Messenger RNA from Panonychus citri (citrus red mite), 876 nucleotides. RefSeq names its product 39S ribosomal protein L43, mitochondrial-like (gene mRpL43). Bases 114 to 770 code for a protein of 218 amino acids. NCBI's taxonomy places the organism in Eukaryota, Metazoa, Arthropoda, Arachnida, Trombidiformes, Tetranychidae. Gene Ontology annotation, cellular component: mitochondrial large ribosomal subunit. The record is from RefSeq and is a predicted model, not a curated record. The transcript is spliced from 2 exons. Gene Ontology annotation, molecular function: structural constituent of ribosome. Gene Ontology annotation, biological process: mitochondrial translation.
UUUCGGACAAAAGUUAACAUGUGUUGAGAUUUUCACUUUUCUUGAUCAAUUGUUUAUGUUUGAUUUGAUGUGUUUUCCUUACUAUUGUAAUUAGUUUUGAUUAAGUUACAAUUAUGAGGGGUAAAUAUAAGCUUCCUAAUCACUAUGUUCAUCCAAAAUAUUGCGAUUUGUGGAGCUUUGGUCUUGAAGCUAAUCAAUUGAACGGUCACAUUGAAAAUGCUCCUUACCAAGGAUUAGGAAGAUAUGUUUGCCAGUUGAAAAGGAUCACAUUGAAAUUUUGCAAAUGGGGUCUGGGAAGCAAAGGAACUCGAGAUUACAUCGAAACUGAUUUGGUUGAUUAUUGUCGCAACAAUCAAGGUGUUGUAGUUUACCUUAAGCCUCGAAGGCACAAAGCACCAGUAAUGGUUUGUGAAUAUUUGAAUGGAAGCUACCACUGGAUGGCUCUUCAUGGUAUGGCCUCGAAACACAUUAAAUUAUGGAUCGAUUUUCAUACUAACAGAUCAGGCGAACCAAUUAGAAAAUUUGUCAAAGAUGUUCGAACCGCUUGGCCAUCUGUCCAAGGUCCAUGGAACCCGUUCUUAAAUACACCCAGUGAAGUAAAUGUGACACCUUUCCCAAAUGAAGAUCGGUCUGAGUUUAGACCAAUGAAAAUAUCUGCUACUGAACAGUUACUACGUUUAAAAGCCGAAGGCAAAUUAGACAAUAUAUUAUUUGGUGAUGAAAAAAGCGAUUCAAAAUUUUCAAUAAUCAAACCAACAGAUGAUAAAUAAUUCAACACCAAGUUAAUAUAAUUGUUGUAAUCUUUAUAAAAAAAAAUAUCAAAGAAAAUUAUAGUUACUCUAGUGUAAUAAAAAUAAACUUAGUAUUGUAAACAAA